This is a messenger RNA of Drosophila sulfurigaster albostrigata, 1788 nucleotides long. RefSeq names its product modular serine protease-like. The record is from RefSeq and is a predicted model, not a curated record. Bases 62 to 1396 code for a protein of 444 amino acids. Lineage: Eukaryota; Metazoa; Arthropoda; Insecta; Diptera; Drosophilidae. The transcript is spliced from 4 exons. Gene Ontology annotation, molecular function: serine-type endopeptidase activity; protein binding. Gene Ontology annotation, biological process: proteolysis. Gene Ontology annotation, cellular component: plasma membrane.
UUCAUACACGAGAACAGUUGACUCAACAUAAAGCGGAAUAGUUAUUUAAUACGCAUUUAAGAUGCAGAAAUAUCGCUUUUGUGAACUACUUGCUAUUAGUAUUCUUUUAUUACAAAUUGUGGCUUCACAAAUUCAAAAUGGCUGCUCUGAAGAUCAAUUCAAAUGCAGAAAUGGCGAUUGCAUAGCUGCUACUUCGAUGUGUGAUCUUAAAAAAGAUUGUCAGGAUUAUAGUGAUGAAUCAUUUGAGGCGUGUCAUGAAAUGAAUUGUCCUGUACAUAAAUGCUCAUAUGGUGGCUGCUACAGCCAAGAGCAAUAUUGUGAUAGUCAUCAGGAUUGUUGGGACGGUACAGAUGAAUUUAAGUUCAAUUGUGCAGAAAAGGAUCAAAAUCAAUUGAUGGGCGAUUGUCGUAAAGAGGUUUAUGCGGAGUUUCAAUGCCUGACAUCCAAGGAAUGUAUACGUUAUACUCAAUUAUGCGAUGGAACUGAGAACUGUAGGGACGGGUCAGAUGAGUCUAAUGAAUUAUGCGUUGGAGCGCAAUGUGGGGAAGAAUCCUUUCGCUGUUCCUACGGAGCCUGCAUUGCAAGAACAGCUGCUUGUGAUCAUAAUAUUGAUUGUCGCGAUAGUUCGGAUGAGUUGGCCCCUAUUUGCAAUAAAUGGAAUAAAAAACCGUUGGAAAUUGAAUGGUCUAUAUCCCGAUGGAAGAUUACAAAUGCUUCCGUUAUUCAUAGACCCGAAAUUGAAUUACUUACAACUAAGACUCCAGAUCUAUUAGGCAAUGAAGAAAGCUGCAGUGUGCCAUAUAAUAAAAAUGUAAUCCAUUUGAAAAGCAUGUACAAUGCAAUGCCAUACAUCAAUGGUAAUCCAGUGCCCCAUGGGAUGUCGGUUCGUCUCUCAUGCAGCGAGGGAUAUGGACUAAUAGGUGACGACGUAAAUACAUGUGAUAAGGGCAAAUGGAGGGCAUCCUGGGCUGAAUGUAUUAAGACCUGCGAACGUUACAAGAUCAUUAACGAUCCUAGCAUUGAAGCGACUUGCAUCUUCGAUGGACAGGUCAAAGAUUGUGCAAAAGAUCCACUUUAUGUUAACACAGAAAUAGAAGCUCAUUGUGCUACUGGAUAUAAACCUAAUAAUAAUCAUCGUCCAAGCGGAAAUCAAAUUUGUGACAUUACUGGCUCGUGGCAACGUAAACCUCUCAGUUCUCCUACCUUCAAAUGUAAACCUGAUUGCGGCAAGACAUUUAGCACAGUCCAAGGUCGUCCGUGGAUUGUCAGCAUUUACAAACAUACCCACAAUGAGGUUUACGAAUAUAUGUGCCUAGGCACAAUAAUAGAUCCGAGAUAUGUGAUUACUGCUGCCAGUUGCUUCGCUUCAGAUCCCCCCCCGCUCACGCAAUACUGACUGUGCUGGGCAAUCAUACAAUUGGCUUUAACCAGGCUGAGGAGAACGGCUUCGAUACAAUGACGAUUUCUCAUAUUUAUGCUGGCAGAAAUCGUACGGUGAUACUCGAAAUGAUAAAUCCUUUCAAACUCUCUGCCAAUAUUCGUCCCAUUUGCUUGGGUAAUAUUGCUAAUAAUCUCAUAAAUAAUAAUACUGAGGAUAACGUGUUGCCUGGAACGCCGUUGGAAUAUUAUAAUUCAAUUUCACAAACUUACACGCUGACGCAUAUUGCUGAUAACAAUAGAAAUUUUAUUGAUCUCAGAGGCAUCAGUAAUAACAUAAAAAUAGAUUUAAGGCGGUAUGAAAUAAAAAAAUAGGCAUUUGUAAAGUGAAUUAACAACCAAUGCAUUGAG